Molecule: messenger RNA, 1536 nt
Organism: Ambispora leptoticha
Lineage: Eukaryota; Fungi; Glomeromycota; Glomeromycetes; Archaeosporales; Ambisporaceae
Source: the annotation of a GenBank genome assembly
AUGAAAAAUUUGUCAGAGUUUCCAACCGAAAUUUUGCAAUGCAUAACUGAAUUGAUACCUUUGCGAUAUUAUGGCUCACUAAUGUCAACAUCUCGUAUCUUUCUUCAACAAAUUGACAUAGAAGAUUUUUGGUUGUAUUUAACCUCUAAAAGAUAUUCCUCUAUUGAGGUAUCUCCGCUUGUUUCAGCGCCUGCAUUAGACCUAUACCAUAUUGAUUUGCAUAACCGACGAAGACAACGAAACAUAACACUCCCUAUCAACCCUCCACUAUGGAAAUAUAUAUUUCGAGUUUAUUUUCAAUAUACUGGGCCUGUACUUAACAUUCAUGCAAUCUUGAAAGUUCCACGAGUAAUUGCGCCAAAUAAAAAACAUGAUCAAUAUGAAGAAAUGUACGAUUUUAUGACAAGACUCGUGGAUAAGAUGAUUGCAAAAUGGCCAUGGUUAUAUCCGACAUAUAGUGAAAAAGACGCCGGGUUGAGAGAACCUUAUUAUAGUGAUGAAGGAAAAGUAGAAAUAAGUGGACCUAUAGGAAGGUUCAUAACAGGGACAUUAUAUGGACAAGGGGGAUUAUACAGAACAUGUACAAUAUUAGAUAUAUCAUUUGAUCCCAAGAGUCUGUACACUAUUUCUAUGAAUCUAUACACGCUUGUGGAUGAACGCGGAAUGAAUUUACAUUAUUCGACUGGAUAUACGUUCCCAUCUUUAUCUUUGACGAAUUUAUCCUCACGAUCAUCUCAUUUCGAUGAAUUUUUACAAAAGUGCGAAACUAUUCUUACAAUGUUUCUCUUCCAUCAUUUUUACAAAUUUAUGCGACCAACCAUGCUUCAUUCCGAAAUAAAGUGGUACCGGUUUGCUAAUGAACAGGAGUCUUUUGGAAAAUUGCUCGAAGAAAAAAUAAAUAAAUACGCCAAAAUGCUGAUCGAACAAUUACAAUUAUACAUUAAGCCACUGGAUUACACAUCACAGGAAAGGGUUAUAACAUUUUUGGAUAAUCCCAAAACAAAAAAAUCAAAAACAAUUCACGUUGCAGUGAUAAGAAGCAUACGUCGUCGUCUGAGGAUUUUUCUUGGACCGCUUCAAUGUAUCUUUAAUUUUUAUCAGGAUGAUAACAUAUUACAAGAAAUAAUUAAUAUAUGCAACAAAUAUGAGGGUGAAUUACCGGAUACGUAUCCUAAUAUGUAUCCCUAUGAUUUCGACAUAAUUAAGAACAUAGGAUACUGGUCAUUAUUUAGACAAUGGGAACAUUACCGCUUUAAUUGGCAAAGUUCUUACAGAAAAGCUAGACCAAUAGGACCUUGUGGUAUUAAUUUCAAUAAAUUAUCAGAAGGAGGUUGUCGAUGGUGGAGUGUUGGAUUACAAGGAAUCGCAUUAGAGGUGCUUGAGCCCUUAUCAAAGUAUAUCGGAUUAGAUAUUUUACAAAAUAUCAUCGAGGGAAAUGAGAUAAUAUUAAUGGAAAAAAUAAGGGAACAAAAGGAAUUAAAAUUUCGACAAAUCGAAAUGAUUGUAGACAAAUACCACUUUGUAAAGUCUCGGUAG